Molecule: messenger RNA, 1650 nt
Organism: Lodderomyces jiufengensis
Lineage: Eukaryota; Fungi; Ascomycota; Pichiomycetes; Serinales; Debaryomycetaceae
Exons: 1
Coding region: 1-1650 (549 amino acids)
Source: RefSeq, a predicted model, not a curated record
AUGUCGAGGUAUAAAGAUAUUCAAAUUAAAUCAAGACCAGUAUCUAUAGCUACUACAAAUACAAAUGUAACGAGCCAUGAUCAUCAACAACAAGGAUCAAAUUUACAACCAACACAAACAUUACAAUCACUACCACCAACAUCAAGUAUAAAUGAAAGUACCAAACUGACUAAUAAAGUAAAACAUCCAUUACAUCAAAGACAACAAUCAUCACUUCAUACAAUUAAAAAAAAAGACAUCAAAUUAUCAUCGAAAAAGGAAGAAGAAUACAAACGUCAAUUGAAAAGUCCACAAGUUGAUUCAAAACAUGAAUUUGAAGAAAUUGAAUUUUUAAAGUUAAUGUAUUCCAAACUGGACCCCAAUAUAGAAGUAGAACAAUUACAAAAACUCCUACCGAUACUUAAUUUAAUACCGAAUUUGAAUUGGUCAAUUCACAUAUUCUUAUCUACAAUAAUGGUUAAAUUUAUAAAUUCAUGGUACCUUACAAAACUAAAUACUAAUAAUUUUGAAUUUGUUGAGAAAGUAUAUAAUGAGGUCAUAGUUGUAUUUGCACAAGAUUUAAAUAUAAGAAUCACGAAAUUGUUUGAAGAUGAAGAUCAAAUUUUAAAUUUGGAAGAUGUGUUAAUACAGAUUUUAGAUGAACACCUCAAGGAGUUUGUUGAGAAAGAUGACCGUGAAUAUUCAUAUAAAGUCAUUAACGAUUAUUACGACAAAGCUAAUAAUGAAAAUAAUCUACAUUAUGAUCCCAACUUAAAACCACAUGAGAUUUUAGAUCAAUAUUUGUUUGAAAAACAUAUCAUAUUCGACACUACAAAUGAAGAAAGUCAAUUACUAUAUUUCAGAGUUUUAGUAAAGAAAAUUUUACAAGUUGCUUUCAAAAACUUAAGCAACUCAAUAUAUGACUCAAAAAUUUCAAGUGAUUUAGUGAUUCUAAUUUUAAGUGAUUUGAUUUUGAAUAAAUUAUUUGAAAAAUUAUCAUCUCAAGAAUUCAUAAUUGGAAACAUCGAUAAGAUAGUUACAAGUAUACUACAGUCGAUGAAAGACAAUAAAAAAACUAAGAAAGUAUCUACAGUGCUAAAUAAACUUAGUGGGAUAGUAGACGGACUUUAUUUCACUGUGUGUCUUUCCAUUAGAUCUAGACUGAAUAAAUUUGAUUUUUUACAAUCUUCAGUUUUUACGUUACUCAAUAAUUUACUUUUCAUAAAUUUAUAUAAACCAAUGAUAUAUGGAUCAUUUUUAUCCAUUCAAACCAUAAUCUCAAAUUUUUCAAUUCUACACAAUUGGUUCAAUAAUUUAUUACUGAAUUAUAUUUUAAAGCAUUUUAAGAAUCUUGAAGUUCCCACUAAACUUAGUCAACUAAUUGAUAAUUUAAGAGUGCAGUUGUUUUAUGAGGAAAAAUUAGAUGUGAAAGAAGAAGAAGAAGAAGCAAUUGAAAUUGAUCAAAUCACAAAUAAUAUACUUCAAAUUUUGAACAGUCUACCAAUUAUAAAUCAAGGUAUCGAAGAUAAAGAAAUUGUUCAAAAAUCUAUUAAGCUGGUCUUAAUUAUAUUUGCCGAGGACGAAGAAAUCAAUCAAAAUAAUAAAAUAAAUAAGUAUUUGAUUAUUAAGUUAUUAGAUUUUAUAGUUCAUACUUUUUAUAAUGAAAUAUAA